GGGUGUAUAAAUAUGUGACGACUCGUACUGUUCCAAGUCACACAGCUGUAUGUUCAUCCUCUCUGCAACAGGCAUCACUACAGCAAAGAUGGCAUCAGGUUUUCACUUGGCUUUCUUCCUCUGUCUGGUUAGCGGACUGUUGAUUGCAGGAACUGUAGGGUCCACCAGGAUUAGCAGGUCUGCAGACUGUCCUUCUGGUUGGAGCCGGUAUGGUUCUCGCUGUUUCAAUGUUUUCACCGAUCAACGGAGCAUGGCUGAUGCAGAGCUAAUCUGCAUUGCUCACGGUGGGAACCUGGCCUCAAUCCACAACAUCCAUGAACACUACGUCAUUAGGAAUCUGAUUCACCAGAGGUAUCAGGCGUAUGUAAAUGCCUGGAUUGGGCACUUUGAUGCAAUACAGGAGGGAAGGUGGAUGUGGACUGAUGGUUCGGGGUCCACAUUCAGAUACUGGGCUCAUGGGGAGCCUAACAACCACGGAGGAGAACACUGUACAGAGAUCAACUUCAGAGGAAACGCUUGGAACGAUGAGCACUGUAACUCCAGGAGACCUUUUGUUUGUGCCAGGAAAGUGUGAAGCCUCCCACCAUCUUCCAUCAUAUAUACCAUUAUGAUGUUACUUCCACCAGUAUGACGCUACUAUUACGUCUACAAUGUUAUACUUUAAUAGCAAACUUGCUGUAAUGAUUCACUUCCAAUUUAAUGUUUCCACAUCAAAUUACUACAAAUCAGUUAAUAGAAAUAUCACUCUGAUUAUUCACUCUGACUAAAUAGAUUAAAAUGGGAUUUAAAAACGUGAUUUUUUAAUGAGGGGAAAAUUUAUUUUUCUUGUGAUUUUUUCAUUUACUUCAAUUUUUUAACACAAUAUAGUUACAAUCUCAAUCACUGCAAAACA
Molecule: messenger RNA, 892 nt
Organism: Morone saxatilis (striped sea-bass)
Lineage: Eukaryota; Metazoa; Chordata; Actinopteri; Moronidae
Product: galactose-specific lectin nattectin-like
Exons: 7
Coding region: 50-574 (174 amino acids)
Biological process (GO): immune response
Molecular function (GO): signaling receptor activity
Source: RefSeq, a predicted model, not a curated record